ACCGCUCCGAGGCUGGAAAUAUUUACUACUAUACCGAGGACGGAGGUGUUUGCAUGCUCUGAUGCACAGUCAGGUCGUGGGGUGAUUUGACGUCUUUUAAAAACCUACCGUUUUCACAGAAGAGAUUAAUGUGUUUGUUAUUGGUGAAGGAGAUUUUCUCGUCGAGGAGUGGAGAGCAUUAGCUGAGACUAGUGAAGAUGACAACUGAGGCGGAUACACUGAUAUCUUUGGGGUUUUGACAAUUCCCAGAAGCCCUAAAGAAGAACAUCCAUCAUCUUGUCCCAGACCUUUUCUGUGAUGUCUGUCACCUCUCUGCCGGAAUGGAAACAACUCCUGCUGGAGAGAAAAAGGAGAGAGGAAGAGGAGCGAGAAAGGAGGGAGAAAGAGGAGGAGGAUAAGUAUGCCAGCAUGCCGGCCUGGAAACGAGGCAUCAUCCAGAGGAGAAAGGCGAGGUUGGACAGUUUGGGUGACAGGGAAAAGGAGAGAGAUAUCUGUCUGCUGCAGGUGGAUGUCAGAUCUGCUUCUGAUGGUCUGAGUGACAGCGACAGCUUUGGGACGGUCAAUUUGGAAAGCGAACUUUCCCUUAGUCCAGAACCCGGUUUAUGGCAAGAUGGAGACAUCAAACCAGCGAGUCAGGUGUUUGAAGAAACUAUAGUUCCAGUUCACGAAAACCCAUUUUUCCGCACACAAAGUGCAUGGAGGAAGGGCCAGGAUGCUGACGGAGGGGACGAGACAGAAGCCAAGGAGACGGAGAAAGAGAAAUCAAGCCUAAGCAGUCAAGAUGGGGAUUUUGGAAGAGAUGCAGGGAUAAAAUUAGAGAGAUUCAGAGAUGUGAGUGAAGGACGGGAAAAAGAGAAGAGCAGAGACAGGAGUCAAGGAAGAGAAAGAGAGAAUAGCAAUCAAUGGCAAGAGUCAGUUAAAGAUGAUGUCAGGGAGUGGGAAUUCCUGAAAGUCAGGAAAGAAGGGGAGGAAAAUGAAACCGAUCCACCAUCUAGUUCGUUUUCUGCCAAUGUCCCUUGCCUUCGGACCUUCCGAGCCGACAACAUUAUCAUCAUCGAGCAGGACAGGAAAGGCAGUGAUGAGAGAUGGGGUCGAUGGAGGGAGGCGGAGAGAGAGAGGCCUGAGCAGGACCAGCAGGGGCAGAGAGGCAUGAAGAUGGACCUGAGGGAGAUCCUGGCCGGAGGAGGGAGCAUAACAGAGAUUCGAGCCUCUGAGGUUCUGAUUAUAAAGCCCUUGGCAAGCUCUGAAGAGAGGAGUCCAGAAGGAGGAGGUAGAGGGAGAGGCUUAGGUAGAGAGGAUGGAGAGAUAAAAUGCAGCAUUGAUGAAAGGAGGAGGAGUUUUUGCAGGGAGAUCAGAACAGACAUUUCCUGGCUGAGAGAAAAAGAGAAGGACAGACCAUGGGGUCAGGCGACAGUUAUAAAAGACGAGCAGGAGGAAAACUUGGACGACAAUGUGUUUGUUGAAAAAGGAGGGAGGGUCAGCCAGCUGCUGAGUAAAUUUGGACAGCACCCCAAGCCUCCGUCUCGAUCAAAAAGCUCUGAUAAUUUAUUCCGGCCCGGGAGAAGAAAAUACUCUGGAGAUGAAGAUGAUCAGCAGUCUGAGUCAGAUGGGAGAAACUUGCUGCUUAAAGGUGUGCCAAAACGCUCAUUAAGCUUCUCUGAUCGAGUCAUCAGCGGCAAGGAGAAUGGUUUGGGUAACAAUGGGCAUUAUGAAAGGAAAAGGUGUGGGAGGAUAAAUUCAGUAAAGAGUGUAGCGGCGUGUGUUGACGUUGCAGGCUUAGGGAAGGAAACCACAGAAAAUAUCAAACUGGGGUGCACAUUGCUUUCCGAUAAAGGCCGUUUUCAAAAGCUUAUAGAUGGACAAUUAAAAAAUGAGGAUAAAAAGGAGGGGCCUGUGCAAAAUAAAAAUAAAACAGAAAUGUCUGUUGCCGUCCAACCCAUCAACAAAGUUAAAAAGACUGUUGACACAAGGGCUGCGGAAAGGGCAUGUGAUGCAGACGGAGAUGAGGGGUUCACAGUGGCAUCGGUCAAGAACACAGAGGGAAUCUCAUUUGCUAGAAGGGUUGCAAUCAAGCAGGAGGGGAAAGCAAGAGCUGACCGAGAGGUAAAGAAACAGACCGGUGAGAAAACGUUGAAAAGGGAAAUGAGUGAUGAAAAAGAUUCAGAGGCAGGGGGAAAGAUUGAGGUGCAUGUGUGCAUCAAAAAUGUGUCUGAUUUCCACAAAAAGGAGGGAUUUGGAGGCACAAUUCCACCUGAACAUUUGCAUAACAGUCAGGUUGCAUCAGCUUUCACAGAGUGCUCCAGUCUACUCUGUGCUUUCACAGAUAGAUCUGGAGACCCUAAUAGAGAGCCAGAGUGGAGUGGUACACAGGGACCUUUCCCAACACACUCUGUUUUGUCCCAACACACAGAGGAGCUUAUAAAUAAAAUAGAAAAAAUAGGAGACACAACCGUUUAUAGCAGAGGAGAAAGAGUGUUUGAAAAGUACCAAGGAUCAUAUCAGGAUGUUGGAUCAGAGAAUCUCACUCGUGAUGUAACGCCUAGAUCUCCAAAAAGGAUUGCACCCAUGGGGAUCUCUCCAGGUCCCCUUGAGAUUCAAAUCCCCAGGAGUGUGUUUUAUGUUGCCGAAGACAUGGCAGAGAGAAAAAAGGCUGUGGGUCAAAGCGACAACUCGGAAGGAGGUAAAGGGGUCGAGAGGAGGGAUAGCUGGAGGAUUGGAAAACCCCUGAGCCGCAUUGAGUCCCUGCGAGAGAAAAUUAGACAAAAAGAGUUGGAGACGCUGAGACUAACAGAGGCACAAAAUGGAAGUGGGAGUGAAGCUGCAGGCAUAAAAAACAUUCAUACAGCCGGGGACAAGCAUGACAUGAGUGGAACAGCUAUAGAGAAAGAGAGGGAAGCUGCACCUCAUAUGCGGAAGAAGUCGAUUGAAGUCAAGAGGGGACAGGAAGACGAAGCAGCACAGACAACCACAACUGCUUUUGACGUCACGCAGGAAGACAGCGUGUUAAAAACCAGCCCUCAACUUCCUGUUUCUGUCUCACAAACCAUCAGGGCUGAGGAAGUACCAAGCGGGUACACAACUUCUACCUCCGGAGUUAUUUCUGAAAGCUUACCGAUAUCUGAGGACGAAAAUGACCCCGUGCUACAUGUGGAAGAAGAGCUAAAGCGACACAAGGCCCAACUCGAGAAGAGAGAAAAAGAAAGGGAGGAGGAGGAGGAGGAGGAGGAGGAGAAGGAGGAGGAGAAGGAGGAAAAGCAGCAGCCAGAGGAGAAGGUAGAGGAAAAUACAUUGCCUCUCAAUUCUGAGAAUUCUCUUUCCCCAUUGCAGCCUCACCCCAACUCCAUCAUAGCAAUGAGUCGGAUCUACAACUUGGAAUCAGUUAGCUCGAGGUCAGGCAUGUGUCUGAGGGACAGGACUGUCGACAUCCCAUCAGUGCACCUAGUUAAAGUAAAGCCACUCUUAUCAAAUGCACAGCAGGGGGACAGAAAAGCCUCCUCAGAUGAGGACAUCACUGGAGUUCAGACGAUACAGCGUCAGAUAGAACAGUUUAAGAUGAAAGAACAGGAACUGCUGAAGUCUUGUUCAUCACCAAACACUCCUCUUAAGGAAAGAGAGACAAAGGGGCAGAAAAGCCCAAGAGGGGUUUUAAAAUACAAGGUAAAUGACAACACCAAGACCCCGGAGAAGGAUCAAGAAAUGCCAGAAUCAAAGGCCAAAGUGUCUCCUUGGCGUGUUUGUUCACCCACAAAUCAGCUCAAACAAUCCAACCAAACUACCACCUCUAUUCUCAGGAGCCAAUCCCCAGAUAAUGCUCUGAAACCCUCGGAUAAGGCCCCGACCCCUGCCUCCUCCCCCAGCUCCACACCGCCUGCUCAGUCUCCUAGUGUUUCUCCAUCUCCAACCCCAUCAACCGCGCAGUUCUCCAUCAGGAGCGCCUCUGGGGGCCAAGUGAGGAGAGGUGCCACCAUCACGAUCACCCCAAAAAAGCCUGUUGAAGGAAAAGGGGUGACAGGUCCCACAACAGCCGCAGGAUCAAACUCCCCAGCUCAGCAGGCCGAGUCGCCCUCAACUGUGACCGAGCCAGCGAAGAAGAAGUUUCCCACAGUGGAUGAGAUCGAGGUGAUUGGCGGAUAUCAGAAUCUGGACAAGUCCUGUCUAGUCAAGUACAGAGGGACUCCAAAAAGGGGAAAUGUGUGUUUUGCGGAGGACCAGCUGGAGCAGGUGUGUGAGUACCCAUCAGAGACAUCCAUGUUGGCCUGCACAUCCUACCCUCAGGACCCUUGGAGGAUGGAGAAGCAGCAUGGAGAGGAGGUGCAGGAGGAGGAGGCUGAGGUGGAGAAAGUAGCAAUCGUAUCCAAAAGCAUGAGGAACAUGGGGAUUGUAACAGGAGGGGCUCUUAGAGUGGGUCAGUGUCACCCCCUUCUCAAAAAGCACAACGUGUAAUGAGUGCGGUUAUGGGUUUCGUUUUUUUGCCAUUUACAAGGUAUCACUGUGAAACUCUCCAUCGGUUUGGACUUUACUCUGGCUUAAAAGGCAUUUAUUUUUCUGUUUCUUUGUAUGUCUGGCAAUAUUUUAAUACAUAACUUUCUUAAUGUCAACAAAUCCUGGCCAACGUGUUCUUUAAAAAGCCUACAAAUAACGUUAGCAUUUUACUGUACUUUUACUUCAAGUCACUACCAUAACAAAUGUGUAUUCAUGUUUUGCUUAAAUGAAUCCUCAGCUAAUGCGCUGUUUACUCAAGUUUGAGUAAAGUUAGCUAGAGCCUACAGCACUGUGCUGUUUUAAUUAACAAAAACAUUUUAUAGUAUGAUAUAUUUCAAAGAAUAAAUUGAUUAUGUAUAAUGAAUUUGCUUAAACCUGAAUGCCAAAGAUUGACUAGGGACAUUUCUAAAAGCAAGAGUUAGCAAGCUUGCUAGAUGUUAACUAGCAAACUAUAACUGAGCAAGUUUGUUAGCUUAAUUGCUAUCAUAUACAGUAGAUGUGUUUGUACUAUAGACAUUGUCUCAUGUCUGUCUACUAUUUUUCUUUGGUGGAGCCGUUCAGACUCUGAUUGAGAAGGUUCAACUCAAGUAGAUGGUGCAAUGCAGCCAAUAAGCUACAACAGUUUCCUCUAUUUUAGAUAGAAAAAAUGUUUGAUGUCGCUGCAAAAAGAGCCACCUAUUUGCUAACGACACAAAACUAGAAAGUGAAAUGUCAACGAGUUUGAAAAAGAAGUCAAGCAAAGAUCCUCUGUGGGACAAAUAAAGGCAUUGUGAUUCAGAUCCACUGAUUAUCAUAUUGGAGUAAAUAUUUGCAGCUGUGAAAUGUUGUCGUUUUUAACCAUGGUGUUGUAAUCUCUUCUUGGGAUUUGUUGUCAAUAAGAAAAAUCUAGAUCAUUGCCAGCCUUGAUAAACAAACUGACUAAUUUCAAUGUAGGCAAUAGAAAUAAAUCAUGAACAUUUCAACACAAAAUGUUUUUUUAAUGCCGAAAUGGUAGAUUGUUACAAAAUGUAUGUUAUUAGUGAGCGAUUGAAAGAUAUGGUUGCAUUUAUGGUACCCCAAAGGCCAUGAAUGUCACUGCUGGUGAAUGGGAAAAUAAAGUAAAAUAAAAAUCGUAGAUUCACCUUAUUUACCUUCCAUUUCCAUACUCGCCGCAAUUGCCCAAUGGACAAUAUCACCAACAUUUUGUUGAACGAUGUUACAUGAUUUUAAUUGAUUAAUUGAACUGUACUGUUGAAGCAAUUGUUUAUAAUCUCUGUGGUGUUUUUAUCUACUAGCAUCAGAAUGAAGGAGAAGAAAUUUACAUUUUCAGUUUGACUCCUGCAAUCGAAAAAUCUGAAAGAAAGAGAACAUUAUUCACUGUGGAAAAUAUUUCACCUGGUUUUAUGUUCAGAGAAAUAUGUAGAAAAAGUGUGUGUAUAUGGUACAUUAUAAACAACCCUCAGGUGUGCUCUGAUGGGUAUUGAAAGAUCUCUUGUGUAUGCAAUAUCAAAAGAUUUUAUUUUUAGGUAAUACAUUUGAUAGCUUCUUUUAUGUUAAUUAAUGUCUAUAUUUCAGUCUGCCUCGGCAUAGAAGAGUGAUGUUUGUAUACUCUGGUUACAUGUGCCUGCUGGAUUUACCCAUACAGAUGAUAUGAAGAUCAAUUUCUGUAGAUGUUUUAUUUUUCUUGUCUGAAGCCUUUUUUGGAAAAUCCUCCUCUCAGUGGGUGUUGAAUGUUGCAGGCACAGGGUCGGUGCAAUGUGUUGAGGAAAGAUAGAAGUGUUUGUAUUUUGUCUGGUUUAAUUGAGCCUUACUGUUUCCACUGACAACUCUGGUAACAGUUUAGUUCAUGAGUAUGGAUAUAAAUAAAGAUAAUAUUUUGUUAACAUUUGUAAUGUAGGAGAGGGUAGAGUUGUGUGAGUGACAGUCCCUGAGACGAAGUUGUGUUGAGUUGAGAACAUUUUUCAAAAUGACUUCAUCAAAGUACAGCUGCUACCUGAGUUUUGGCUGUACUAUGUUUAUAAUAAAAUACAUUGUAAAAGAAGAUGCAAAGUUCUGAGCAAAAUAUUUUUUCUAUGAUGGUUGAAAAAGCUGACUUCAAGAGAAAAAAAGCAAAUAAAUAUUUCUGAAAACA
This is a messenger RNA of Eleginops maclovinus (Patagonian blennie), 6592 nucleotides long. It is a transcript of the gene ppp1r18, whose product is annotated as protein phosphatase 1, regulatory subunit 18. Bases 298 to 4443 code for a protein of 1381 amino acids. The record is from RefSeq and is a predicted model, not a curated record. The transcript is spliced from 3 exons. Gene Ontology annotation, molecular function: phosphatase binding. NCBI's taxonomy places the organism in Eukaryota, Metazoa, Chordata, Actinopteri, Perciformes, Eleginopidae.